CUAGGGUGACAGUAUGUAAAAAAAACCCCAUAAAUAAUAAUAUAAAAAAAUAAAAUAAAAAUAAUACAUUUUGGCCAAGAUUUAUGAUGAAAUAUUAUUUAUUUGCAAAAUUUUAUAGAGAAAAACACCUUUUUUCAAAAUUUUUGGACUUUUUCAUUUACAUCGCAAAAAAAAUAAAAAUCCCAGUGAUGAAUAAAUACCACCAAAAUAAAGCUUUAUCUGUCUCAAAAAAAUGCUAAAAAAUUCAUUUGGGUACAGUGUUGCAUGACCGCGCAAAUUGUCAUUCAAAGUGUGAUAGCGCUGAAAGCUGAAAAUUGGCCUGGGCAGGAAGGGGGGGGAAAGUGUCCAGACUUGAAGUG
Molecule: messenger RNA, 359 nt
Organism: Staurois parvus
Lineage: Eukaryota; Metazoa; Chordata; Amphibia; Anura; Ranidae
Source: the annotation of a GenBank genome assembly